GUCCGACAACUCCAGAUGGGCUCGCUGCCGGAACAAGUGAACGCCCUCACAGAGCUCAAUGUUCUGAUGGAGCAGGCCUGGUCUAUGCCCAUAUAUGGCAAAGACCUGGCCUAUGAGCUGUGUGAUAUCCUGCGGACGGAGAGUGCCCUGGACAUCAUAGUUGGGAACCUGGCAUCCUGUAACAGGGACCUGAUGAAGGUGUCGGCUCGCUUGUUGGAACAGUCACUGACCACCACUAAUAGACGCCGUGUGGCAGAGAACGGCCUUGAACUUGUGGUCAAGAUGACCCAUGACGUGCGUGGAGAUUGUGAGCUGGCCCAGACAUCCACGGGGAUCCUAGAAAGUCUGUUCAAAACCUCGGAAGAUACUUGCUCUCGUGUCAUCAAACUGGGAGGCUUGGACGUCAUCACAUACUGGUGCCGUUGUCAGGACCGGAUAACCCUCAAAAACUGCGCCAUUGCCCUGUCUAACCUUGCGCUGUACGGAGGGGGAGAGAACCAACAAGAGAUGGCCAAACACCGCGUCCCAGAGUGGUUAUUCCCCUUGGCCUUCGUGGAAGACGACAGCGUCCGCUACUACGCUCUCCUCGCCAUCGGAGUCCUGGUCUCCAACAAAGAGAUUGAGAACGCCGUCAUGUCUUCGGGGACGUUAGCUCUGGUGUUGCCUUUUGUUGACUCACAUGACCCCGCAGAGUUCGGACAACAGGACACGUCACACCGGCACGGCCGGUCGCCUGGUUGGCUCAAGCGGCUGAUUCCCGUCUUGUCCAGCAAGAGGGAGGAGGCUCAGGCAUUAGCGGCCUUUCAUUUUGUCAUGGAGGCUGGGAUCAAAUCCCAGCAGGGGCGGAAGGAGGUCCUCUACAACAUCGGGGCUGUUGACCCACUCAAGUGGCUGGCCAGUACUCCCAACAGAGUGGCGUCCAAACUGGCAGCUCAGGCCCUGAAGAUCAUAGGGGAGGAGGUGCCGCACAAGUUGUCCCAGCAGGUUCCUCUCUGGACGUGUGACGAUGUGGCGCACUGGAUCACACAGGUUGGUUUCGGCGGGUACACGGACAACUUCCUGGGCAGUCAGGUAGACGGAGACUUGCUGCUGAGGAUCACGGAAGAGGAGCUGAGGGACUCGCUCAACAUGAUCUGUGCUAUCACACGGAAAAGGUUCUUACGAGAGCUGCGAGAUUUGAAGAUCUCCUCCGACUACACGUCCUGUGACCCGAGCAUGCUGGGGGCGUGGCUUAGAGAGGUGGGGGAGGACAUGUCCCAGUACACCUACCAGCUGCUCAACACCGGGGUGGACAGACCGCUGCUCCGGACGGUCACUGACCAGCACCUGUCUCAUGACUGUGGGGUCCUCAAUGGGAUACACCGCAUGAAGAUACUCUCGAAAAUUGAAGAACUGCGGACCAGCCUAAGUAACAAUGCCUCUAUCGCCUUUGACUGCCCGGACGGGGUGAGCCCAGGAGCGAAUCCGUGCAAACAACCAAUCGAUGUGUUCAUCAGUUACAGGCGAUCAAACGGCUCUCAGCUGGCUAGUCUGCUGAAGGUGCACCUCCAACUGCGUGGCUUCACCGUGUUCAUCGACAUCGAGCGUCUGAGGGCGGGCAAGUUUGACGAGAGUCUCCUGGAGAGUGUGAGGCUGGCCAAAAACUUCAUCAUCGUCCUCACACCAAACUCUCUGGACCGCUGUAUAGGAGAUGACGAGAAGAAGGACUGGGUCCACAGAGAGAUCUCUACUGCGAUGGAUGCGGGCACCAACAUCAUUCCACUGCUGGACAACUUCAACUUUCCCUCGGCGGACUCGCUGCCAGAGGACAUGAGAAAUAUCCUCUACUUCAACGCCGUCCGGUGGAUCCAUGACUACCAAGAUGCUUGUGUUGAUAAACUAGAGCGCUUUCUUCGCGGAGAGACUAACAUACAGGUGCGACUUCCGGGAGCCAAGGGGGUUUCGAACCCCAGUACUCCCAGUGCUGCUGCCAAAUCCUCCGCUGGCUCUUCCUCGUUCGAGAACCCCCACUCUCCUCCAUACCAACGCGUGCAGGGAGGACUUGACAAGACGACCGACUCGCCAGACAGUGCCGCUGACUCAUCGUGACGAGGGUGGAACGCAGGCGUUACGAAGGCGUCACACACACACAUAUGUAAUGCGGAGAACACAUUUUGUGAAUGACACAAUACACGCAUGAAUGAG
This is a messenger RNA of Aplysia californica (California sea hare), 2184 nucleotides long. RefSeq names its product NAD(+) hydrolase sarm1. The record is from RefSeq and is a predicted model, not a curated record. Gene Ontology annotation, biological process: response to axon injury; signal transduction; negative regulation of MyD88-independent toll-like receptor signaling pathway. Gene Ontology annotation, molecular function: protein binding; NAD+ nucleosidase activity; signaling adaptor activity. NCBI's taxonomy places the organism in Eukaryota, Metazoa, Mollusca, Gastropoda, Aplysiida, Aplysiidae. Gene Ontology annotation, cellular component: dendrite.